AAAGUUUUUAAUGCAAAAGCAUCGUCUCCUACAAAUACAUAUGGGAGGAAUUCUGUACCACUGGAAAGUUGUUCUGGUGGCAAAUCUAUCCCACCGAUAUUCCUCAGUCUGUCUUGGUUGGUUUGAUCAUAUAAAGCAUAGGGACACAGAAACUAAUUUUUGGGAGGAGAACACUGAAGAACCUAUAACCACAUCAGAAUCCCUUCCACUAGGAGAAAAUUUUGUUACAAUAAAUAUGCAGGAGUUUGACCUAACCGCAUGGUCUCCCUCAACAAGUAGAAGUGAUUCAAAUGUCAGUGAAAAUUCGUGUACAACACCUACAUUACCUACUACACCUACCACACCAGUAAGUAAUGACCCUUUUGCCCCUUCCACAAUUGCUUUGAGUAGAGCUGUGGUAAACCCGACAAAGGGCUGUAGAAAGAGAUCUGCACAUUUAGAGACAGCAGUUUUUGAAAGACUUGAUUCUUUGAAAAAGAUUAGAGAAGAAAGAGAAACAAAACAUAUGAAAAUUGAUGAAGAAAGUCGCUUUUCAGAUACUGUGGCUGACACUCUCCGAAAGCUUCCAGGCAAGUUGAAGUCUGAAGCUAAAUUUUCCAUUCAUAAAAUAUUGUUUGAAAUGGAACAAAAACUUUAUGAAAACAAUGUAGACCAAUAA
Xenia sp. Carnegie-2017 is the source of this 658-nucleotide messenger RNA. RefSeq lists its product as uncharacterized. NCBI's taxonomy places the organism in Eukaryota, Metazoa, Cnidaria, Anthozoa, Malacalcyonacea, Xeniidae. The transcript is spliced from 2 exons. Gene Ontology annotation, molecular function: DNA binding. Bases 11 to 658 code for a protein of 215 amino acids. The record is from RefSeq and is a predicted model, not a curated record.